Messenger RNA from Dioscorea cayenensis subsp. rotundata (Guinea yam), 2156 nucleotides. Its product is annotated as exocyst complex component EXO70A1-like. The coding region runs from base 175 to 2127 and encodes 650 amino acids. Lineage: Eukaryota; Viridiplantae; Streptophyta; Magnoliopsida; Dioscoreales; Dioscoreaceae. Gene Ontology annotation, biological process: exocytosis. The transcript is spliced from 12 exons. The record is from RefSeq and is a predicted model, not a curated record. Gene Ontology annotation, molecular function: phosphatidylinositol-4,5-bisphosphate binding. Gene Ontology annotation, cellular component: exocyst.
AUCACCAUUGAGACCACGUUUCAAAGCUCGUCGAGAAGAACGGACAUCCACCUCCCGCUAUCUCCGCCCCGUCCUCCACGCAAACCCUAGCAAUGGCUGGUCUCGGCUUCAAUCUUCCAAUCAGAGAAGGAAUGAGACCCAUUGCCCCUCUCGCAAGGCUACUCUGUUCCCACGAUGACCACCCAACGAGGGACCAUGGAGGUGCUCGCCGAGAAGGCGAUGUUGCUGCGAGAGUCCUUGCAGAAGAGCCAGUCUAACACUGAGAGCAUGGUAGCCAUUCUUGGCUCCUUCGAUUACCGCCUCUCUGCUCUCGACACCGCCAUGCGCCCCACCCAGGUGCGGACGCGUUCUAUUAGGAUGGCGCAUGACAAUAUCAACAAGACGCUGAAGGUUGCUGAGGUUAUCCUUGCUCAGUUCGAUCUCUGUCGGCAGGCUGAGGCCAAGAUACUGAGAGGGCCGCAUGAAGACCUUGAGAGUUACUUGGAAGCUGUUGAUCAGUUGAAAAAAAUUGGCUAUUUUUUCAGCUCCUAUAAGAGCUUAAUGAGCAGGGAAGGAGUGCUUAACCAUAUCAAUGGUUUGCUGGCUAAAGCCAUUCUGAAGCUGGAGGAGGAAUUCAAGCUGCUUAUGUCUAGUUACAGCAAACCUGUGGAGCCUGACCGCUUGUUUGAUUGCCUUCCAAACUCUUUACGUCCAACACCUGCAGAACAUUCAGGUGAUAUAGGUAAAAUCAAUGCAGGUGCAAGCAAUGCGGAGAAUCAGUCUAAAAGCUUGGAGAAUGGCAUUUACAAGCCUCCAACUCUCAUUCCUCCAAGGAUAGUGCCUCUGCUGCACGAUUUAGCUCAGCAAAUGGCUCAAGCUGGUCGCCAUCAGCAAUGUCUAAAGAUCUAUGGGGAUUUUCGUGCUUCAGCCUUAGAACAGAGCCUCCGGAAACUUGGUGUGGAGAGACUGAACAAAGAUGAUGUUCAGAAGAUGCAAUGGGAAGUCCUAGAGGCCAAAAUUGGGAACUGGAUUCAUUUCAUGCGAAUUGCUGUCAAACUGCUAUUUGCUGGCGAAAAAAAAAUUUGUGAUGAAAUCUUUGAUGAUGUUGAUAACAAUCUCAAGGAACAAUGUUUUGCUGAUGUCACUGCGAACAGCGUUACUACUCUGCUUAGCUUUGGAGAGGCUAUUGCCAAAAGUAAAAGAUCACCAGAAAAGUUGUUUGUGCUUCUAGACAUGUAUGAAAUAAUGCGAGAGCUUUAUGGGGAGAUGCAAACCAUUUUUGAAGGAAAAGCUUGUUUUGAUAUGCGGGACUCUGCUCUUUAUUUGAUUAAACGCUUGGCCCAAACUGCCCAAGAAACCUUUGGUGAUUUUGAGGAGGCGGUCGAGAAAGACGCAUCAAAAACAACUGUUCUUGAUGGCACUGUCCACCCCUUGACCAGCUAUGUUCUUAAUUAUGUAAAAUUUUUAUUUGACUAUCAAACUACACUGAACUUGCUUUUCAAGGAGUUUGACACUGGGAAUGAAUCAGAUUCACAACUAGCUGUUCUGACAACACGAAUAAUGCAAGCUCUCCAAACAAAUUUGGAUGGCAAAUCAAAGCAAUACAAGGACCAGGCUUUAACCUCUCUAUUCCUUAUGAACAACAUCCAUUACAUGGUCAGAUCUGUGCGCAGGUUCGAAGCAAAGGAUAUAUUGGGUGAAGACUGGGUUCAAAGACACCGAAGGAUUGUACAACAACAUGCUAAUCAAUACAAGAGGGUUGCAUGGGCUAAGAUUCUGCAGACCCUCACUUUUCAAGGUGCGCCUUCUGGUGGUGGCAGUGGUGUAGGGGGUAACGAUUCAGGUGGUACCAGCGGAGUCUCAAGAGCGACAGUAAAAGACCGGUUCAAAUCUUUCAAUGUCCAAUUUGAGGAGCUCCAUCAAAGACAGUCCCAAUGGACAGUACCUGAUCAAGAACUCCGGGAGUCCUUGAGGCUUGCCGUCGGUGAAGUCUUAGUACCUGCCUAUCGAUCUUUCCUGAAACGUUUCGGGCCAAUGAUCGAGAGCGGGAAGAACCCAGUGAAAUACAUCCGGUACACCCCAGAAGACCUCGAUCGAAUGUUAGGUGAAUUUUUCGAAGGAAAAGUAUGGAACGAACCGAAACGCUAACCAAACCAUACUUGAAUUAUCUCCAAUUU